AUGACCGCUCAAAAGUGUGUGGUGGAAGGCUGUAAUUUGGAGUAUGAUGUGAUUUGCAGCUUUUCUUUUUAUAAUGUGAACACAUCUGCAGAGGGCGAUGUGCAAAGGCAGGAAUGGAUUGAAGGGGCGAUGCAGGAGGAGAGCGAGUGUCUUUGGCGGCAUGUCAGCUUGCAACUUUGCGGGUACCAUUUCGAAAUGGACGCCCAAGGCCUCUGGAUUGACUCGCCAAUGCUGCCUGAACUCCUCACACCCCAAGAGCAGGUAGCAACAAUGGUCCAGUCGGAAAACGAUAAAAAAGUUGCUGACAUCAUUCGGAUGGAGCAUAACUACAGCAUUGAACCGACGAAGAAGGAGGCCGAGAGUGUAUCCAGACUGAAUGUACGACAACUGGUCGAUACCUUGGGUUACUUGUCGCUGAAGAAUUUGCAGAAGAAGCAGUUGUGGGUGGUCAAAGUGGAAACCGAUAAGGCGGAAGCCUCCAUCACGCAAUCCGAGCAAGUAAUAGCCAAGAUGCCUGAUCCGAAGCAAAUAAUUGAGAUCAUACCACAGACGUCCACGUCAGAAAGCCUCGAAAACCAAAAUGAAGUUCUCCACAUAAUGGAUGAUGGCAAUAUAUCAGACAAUUUUAUUUACGAGAUAGCAGAGGAACAGGAGAUAACUAUGGAAGAGGUCAAAGAAAUACCCGUCGCUGACAACCGAGAGUGGACAGUAAACAUAAUACCAGAGGAGACCAAGCCGAAAUACGCUUAUAUUAAACAUUGUAAUACUGGGAAAAAAAAACGACAUUUUACAGCGGAGAUGAACGAGAUAACACUGCAAGGGGACUUUGAGAACUAUUAUAUAUUACCCGAUGUUGACCCGUCUGUCGGGGUUGAAAUUACAACGAGUUAUGAGCCAGAGAAUUAUAUAGUCGAGGAAUAUGAGCAUUUAGUAUUAGAGGAGAGACCGAGGAAGAGGUCCAGGGAUGGGAAUGACGUGGUCCGGAAAAAGAGAAAGAAGAUUACACCAUCGGUGAGGGAGCAGGUCAAGCAGAUACAGUUAAAAACGGAAAUGGGCGAGGACUGGGUCAUCGACAACAGUGUGUACGAUCAAGAUACGUCUGACGACUACGAUGAUAAAAAAGGAUCUAGGGAUUGCGGACGAUGA
Parnassius mnemosyne (clouded apollo) is the source of this 1146-nucleotide messenger RNA. NCBI's taxonomy places the organism in Eukaryota, Metazoa, Arthropoda, Insecta, Lepidoptera, Papilionidae. The record is from the annotation of a GenBank genome assembly.